AUGGACGUCCAGCAGCUGAUUGGUCAUCCUGAAGAACUUCCGUCUCAGCUGCAGGCGGGUAGCUCUACUUUGAAGCAGGAAGAUUCACAACCACCCUGCAUUAAAAAGGAAGAGGAGGAACUCUGGAUCACUCAGGAGGGAGAGUGUCUUCUGGGGCCGGAGAAAGCUGAUCUCCCCAAGUUGCCACUGACUGUUCUCUCUACGAAGACUGAAGAAGAUGAAGAGAAACCACAAGUAGACAACAUCUUAGCUCCACUGUCAGAUAGUGAAGUUGAAGACGAGGUUGAAGUAACUUUGAGCAGCGAUACAGACUGUGAAGGUGAUAUGAGGACUCACACUGACAACAAACACUCUGAAUGCUCUGAAAAGAAGAAAUGUAAAACAACUUUGAGCUCUUUAGGAGAAAAAACGUUCAAAUCUUCAGUUUGUUGCACAAGCUUUUCUUACAAUGGCUGUUUGACUCAACAUGAGAGAACAACAUUAGGGGAAAAAACAUUUAUUUGUUCAGUUUGUGGUAAAAGCUUUCCACACCAGACCAGUUUGACUCAACACAUAAGAAUGCACACAGGAGAAAGACCAUUUGAAUGUUCAGUUUGUGGUAAAAACUUUUCUCACAAGACUAAUUUGAAUAAUCACAUGAGAACACACACAGGCGAAAAAAUAUUUGAUUGUUCUGUUUGCGGUAAAAGCUUUUCUCAAAAUAGCUCUUUGACACGACACAUGACGACACACACUGGAGAAAAAACAUUUCAUUGUUCAGUUUGUGGUAAAAGCUUUUCCUACAAGACCAGUUUGACUCAACAUAUAAGAACACACACAGGAGAAAGACCAUUUUAUUGUUCAGUUUGUGGUAAAAACUUUUCUCACAAGACCAGUUUGAAUAAUCACAUGAGAACGCACACAGGCGAAAGACCGUGUAAUUGUUUGGUUUGUGGUAAAAGCUUUUCUCAAAAUAGCUCUUUGAUGCGACACAUGACAACACACACUGGAGAAAAAACAUUUAGUUGUUCAGUUUGUGGCAAAAGCUUUUCUUAUAAGGGCGGUUUGACUGACCACAUGAGAACACACACAGGAGAAAAACCAUGCACGUGUUCAGUGUGCUGUAAAAGUUUUUCUCAUAGGAGCACUUUGGCUCAACACAUGAAAACACACACAGGAGAAAAAACAUUUCAUUGUUCAGUUUGUGGUCAAUGGUUUUCUCAAAAAGGCAGUCUAGGUGACCACAUGAGAACACACACUGGAGAGAGACCGUUUAGUUGCUCAGUUUGUUGGAAAAGCUUUUCUAACAAACAGUGUUUGACUAGACACAAAUUUAAACACACGGGAGAAAAACCAUUGAGUUGUUCAGCUUGUGGCAAAAGCUAUACUCAAAGGAGACAUUUGUGUCGCCACACAAGGACUCACAGUAGAGAAAACAUCUAGUUGUUCUGUCCUCAAAGUAACAUCAUGUCCAAUCUCCUGAGAACACAUUUAAUUGCCUUGUAGGUUGUAUCCACUUGACCUUACACCCAGCUCAUUAUUAAAUAUGUGGGCGACAUUUUGCCUUUUUCAUAGAAAAACGCCCUAUGAUUGUGUUGUUUCAGGCUGGUCGAACUAUUCAAAUAGCAAAAAGGAUACAAUUAUCUUUAGAGUUCCCCGAGAGGAAAUAAAGAAGGGCGAAAGAUGGCAAGAUUUUACGAAACGACGACAAGAAACGCGCAAUUUUGCAGUUAACGGUUGGUUUGAUAUACUUGAACAGUUUAGUAUGUCCCAUUUAAAUAUUGUCAUGAUUUUGGUUGAUUUUUAACUUGUUUCGGAGCUAUCAUAACGCACUUGUUUGUAAACCACCAACUUGACAAGUCCAAAUAAAAGAAAGCAAAUGUGAGCAAAACAUAAAAGAGUUAAGUUCUUACUAAAUGUAGCAAUCAUAAAUGAGGAUUGCAGCACGUAAACAAUGUUGACAUAUAUAGUUAGAUUUUUAUUAAAGACAGGAAAACCAUGCGUACUCGUGACAACAUUAACAAGGCAUUGUGGCCGAAAACCUCUUUCACAACCAGCCAGGUGUAUUCUCCUAAUGAGUGGUUAACAUAAUGGGAAAAUGAAAAACUUUGAGUUAAUGCUAUCGAGUGCUACUUUCAGUUUGUUUACAAGGGCGCGUCCUCGCCAGACACAAAGUAAAAUCAUGAAAUGCAAACUUACCCGAGCAAAAACGGUGCAUAGUUAUCCCAGAGAGUCUUGAUACCACUGUCCUUGACCCAGCCACACACAAAGAAGUUGUAGACCUCCAUGCUUUUCCACGUUUUCAUCUGUUUUGUCGUGUAGAAUGGGGUCCGGAGCACCAGAUAGUUCGACAUGUCUGGGAACACGACCGACAGAUAAUCCCUGAUAUCACUCGACAAAUCGUAUUUUGUAUGGGGAUAGAUUUCAUUGCAUACUUUGAUUUAUUUUGCUCGUAUCUGCUUUUAACGGUAAGAUCUAGGCCCCUUGCGUACUCCGAUAGUUUGCCACUGUUUGCUGCACAGCAGCCAUGUUGCUAUUGUUGUUGAUGGAGGUCAUGUGCUCUGCGAAAUCAAUGCGCAGAGGAAAUAAAUUGCUGAUACAAAUAACUUAAAUUGACCAAAAUAUUGUAAUUAUUACAUGAUAUUAUAUACAAUAAUUGUAUAUAUAAUAUUGUUAGUAGAUUUAGAUUAUUUUAGAAGGCUUUAUUGGUGGAAUAGGUGACUUCCUAUAACCUGCCUUGUUGGCGCCUCAUGCUAGCAGUUUUUGACUAUUAGGAACACACAGAAAAUGGAAAGACAUGUGCGCUUCUCUCACAUCAUGUGCAGUUUUCCUUUAACAUGAAGGAAGAGUUUAAAUUUAAUAAUUGGACAUAUUCCAAUGGUUUGUGUCAAUUUAGCCAAAAAGAUAAAACAAGAUCUUAAAUGUUAUUAGAUUUUAAACAUAACAAGAGAAGGAGGGGCUGUGUACGUAUUAUACAAAUAUUGUGGUAUUAAGGUUUGCAAAGGUAUAUAAUGUAAAUAUUUAGAUAGUAUAAAUAAUGUUUUUUUUGUUU
Molecule: messenger RNA, 3031 nt
Organism: Entelurus aequoreus (snake pipefish)
Lineage: Eukaryota; Metazoa; Chordata; Actinopteri; Syngnathiformes; Syngnathidae
Product: zinc finger protein OZF-like
Exons: 2
Coding region: 1-1422 (473 amino acids)
Biological process (GO): central nervous system development; regulation of transcription by RNA polymerase II
Cellular component (GO): nucleus
Molecular function (GO): DNA-binding transcription factor activity, RNA polymerase II-specific; RNA polymerase II cis-regulatory region sequence-specific DNA binding
Source: RefSeq, a predicted model, not a curated record